Messenger RNA from Corythoichthys intestinalis (scribbled pipefish), 2240 nucleotides. RefSeq names its product WD repeat domain 12 (gene wdr12). Gene Ontology annotation, biological process: maturation of 5.8S rRNA from tricistronic rRNA transcript (SSU-rRNA, 5.8S rRNA, LSU-rRNA); ribosome biogenesis; maturation of LSU-rRNA from tricistronic rRNA transcript (SSU-rRNA, 5.8S rRNA, LSU-rRNA). The coding region runs from base 633 to 1904 and encodes 423 amino acids. Gene Ontology annotation, molecular function: protein binding. The record is from RefSeq and is a predicted model, not a curated record. Lineage: Eukaryota; Metazoa; Chordata; Actinopteri; Syngnathiformes; Syngnathidae. The transcript has 13 exons. Gene Ontology annotation, cellular component: PeBoW complex; preribosome, large subunit precursor.
GCCUGGCCUCCCCUGAAAAUCCGCUUAUGAUUGUAACGUGUGGUAGUUCUAAGAUAAUUCCUUCGGUGUUUCUAAAUUCAAACGCAUGACUGGAGAACAAACAUAUUUUAAACAUGUUAAGAGCAUUCUCAUUUGUUCAUGGAACCUAACUGCAAACUGAUGCUAUAAAGCUAGUCCUAACACACGACUGUUUAAAAACACUGCCUUAGUCAUAAAAAUAUCAAUGUGUUAGCGGGAAAAUGUUUUUUUUUUUUUCUUCUUCUAUUUAUCCGAAACUAUGACUUCUACAAUCAUUGACCAUCUUUUAAUGUGAACUUAAAAAGGCACCAAAUGAGAAUUUACUUGAGAAUUUCUCAGGUUUUCUGAUGAAUAUUGAAUGGGAUUUCUGGAUUGGAUUUUGCUGUGGUGGACUGUGCUUUCCCACAAUCCAUUUCGUGUUAAGCGUCAACGUCAUGUGUUGUAUCUGCAUCAUUCCCUCGGAGAUCUGUUGGUUUUCCUUGUGCAACCACAUGGCAAGACAGCGACACGCUCUGUCCGGAAAAUGUGAACGAGCUCAUUCCGCUUUACGUAUUGAUUUAUAGUUGCGUUUUGAUUUGUUUAUUCAGGGUUUGACCUACACAUAAGUGUUAAUAAUGUCGCAGUUGCAAGCGAGGUUUUUCACACAAAACCCAAGGUAUGUAGUAGAAGAUGUUCCAUUCUCCAUCCCGGCCAGUUCUGAAGUCCUUGACCUCAGCAAUGUCAUCAACAAGCUUCUGGGGGCCAAGAAUGAAUCUCAUACCAGAGUCGACUUCGACUUCCUGGUCAGAGGUCAAUUUCUCCGAACAUCUCUGUUCAGUCACAUGGAAACAGAGAGCAUAUCGACGGAAGAUGUUGUGGAGAUUGAAUACGUAGAGCGGAUCACAGCGCCACAACCUGAGGAGUGUAUGAUGCACGAUGACUGGAUUAGUUCUGUUGAGGCAGAUGCUGAAUGGAUCCUGACAGGAUGUUAUGACAAGUCAGCCAAUAUCUGGUCCUUGGAGGGCAAGGCUAUGACAAAAGUGGCCGGACACACAGACGUGGUCAAAGAUGUCGCCUGGGUGAAGAGGGAUGGCCUGACCUCUCUGCUUCUGACUGCCUCGCUGGACCAAACCGUCAUAUUGUGGGAGUGGAACUCUGAGAAGAACAUUGUGGUGGCGAAGCACUGCUGCCGAGGACACACGGGAAGCGUUGACACGGUAGCCACGGACCCCACUGGUUCAAAGUUCUGCAGUGGCUCCUGGGACAAAAUGUUGAAGAUAUGGUCAGCAGUUCCCUCUGAUGAAGCAGAUGAGGUCGAAGAGCCUGCCGACAGGCCAAGGAAGAAACAGAAGACUCAGCAGCUGGGCCUUACUAGGACACCUAUAAUGACGUUAUCUGGGCACAACGAGGCUUUAUCCUCAGUGCUGUGGUCUGACAGCGAGGAGGUUUGCAGUGCAUCCUGGGAUCACACGAUCCGUUUGUGGGAUGUGGAGACAGGAGAGACGAAGACAACCCUGACUGGGACCAAAGUAUUUAACAGUAUUUCCUACUCGCCUUUGUGUCGUCGCCUGGCUUCUGGAAGCACUGACCGACACAUCAGGCUGUGGGACCCUCGUACCAAGGAUGGUUCACUGGUGUUACUGUCCCUGACCUCCCACACUGGCUGGGUCACCACUGUCAAGUGGGCCCCGUCACAUGAGCACCAGCUGGUUUCCGGAUCGCUCGACAACCUGGUCAAACUGUGGGACACCAGAAGCUGCAAAGCUCCAUUGUAUGACCUAGCAGCCCAUAAAGACAAAGUAUUCUGUGUGGACUGGACAGAAAGCGGGCUAAUGUUGAGUGGAGGAGCUGAUAACAAACUGUACACCUUCAGAUACUCGGCAUGUCCGACAGAUGCGGGAGCAUAGUCUCAAAAGAGACCCACUUCCUUCUGAAUCUUCUGUGCAAAAGCCCUUUGUGACUCGUGACCAUUUUAUUUUUACGUUUUUCAAACGAAUUAUGUAAUUUCUCCUAACAAUCAUAAACGGAUUUAGUCGCCAAAAUAUUGCCUCCGUCAUUUGUUUGCUAUUGUGUUUGUGUAGUGGUAGGUGGGUUGUAAUAGUUUUAUUUCCUUUAUAGAUGCUACGGCAACAGUAAAUAUAUGGCGAAAAACACAGACAAGACUGAAAAAGCAGUUUCUGCUCUUGCACUCCUCAACUGCUGUAUUUUAAGCCAAAACAACUGUUGUGUUUGAUAGAACAAUG